UCCAUACAUUUUCCACUCCCCCACUCUUUUCUCUCUCUGCAAAAAAAACCAACCAACCAAAAUGGACAGUGCAACAAGAAGAGGGCCUUUGUUUCCUUGACAAAAACAAUAAUUGUCUUGCCUCUGAUCUAGCUGUAAUAGAAGCUGGACCUUUAGAGAACAACAUCAAAAUCACAACCCAUUGAUUUCUAGGUCUUCUUUAUUAUACUGCUUUACAAAGAGAAAGUAGUCUGAGGAAUCUUUCUUCCAUUUCAUCUUCUUCAAUGUCAUCACCAAGAUUGAAUAACACCAGAAGGUUAUAUGAUGCUAGAUUUAAAGAAAAACAACCCCAUUUCUUGGAAGCUUGUUUUCUUUGUAAGAAACCACUUGGUCAUAACAGAGACAUCUUCAUGUACAGAGGGGACAUUCCAUUCUGUAGUGAAGAGUGCAGGGAAGAGCAGAUAGAAAUGGAUGAAGCCAAGGAGCAAAAAUUCAAUCUUUCAGCUUCUAAGAAGGCUUUGAGAAAAAAGGACCAGACAAAGUCCACUACUCCUAAUAAAACUACACAAGACUACCCUUUAUACAGAGGCCCUGUUGCUGCAGCUUGAAUGAAUAAACAAAAUACUAUACUAUGAGGAAAUUAAAUAAUUUUCAUUCCAUCUAUUAACUGCAGGGCAACAAAGAAAGUAAGAAUACUAAAAAGGGGUAACUAAUAUGGCCAAGUAAAUUCAGAGUGAGACACAGGGAGUGGAGAAGAGAUGUUAAAGUGAAAGCUAAAGGGAUCAUUGUAGAUGAGAUGAAGAAGCAGAAAAAUGUUUCUUUUAAAGAAUGUAUAUGAGGUAAGAUUGGACCUGUCUUUUUGCUGGUUAUUCUAUGUGAUUAUAAAAGUAAUGGCUAUACUUUUGGUGGUAUGCCAAAGUAUUUUGGUACCACUUUUUAUGGUUUCCUCAGCUGUUUUCAUGAUGGAAAAAGAGGUGCAAUGAUAGGAAUUUCUACUUUUGUCACAACUGGCUGUGUCCACUAUCAUUUUUGUUCUAUUCUAUCUUCAAUUCUGUCUUGAUGUAUACCAGCCAGGUUC
This is a messenger RNA of Lycium ferocissimum, 1057 nucleotides long. RefSeq names its product FCS-Like Zinc finger 1-like. The record is from RefSeq and is a predicted model, not a curated record. Bases 264 to 587 code for a protein of 107 amino acids. The transcript is spliced from 3 exons. NCBI's taxonomy places the organism in Eukaryota, Viridiplantae, Streptophyta, Magnoliopsida, Solanales, Solanaceae.